Messenger RNA from Salvia splendens (bonfire salvia), 662 nucleotides. Its product is annotated as auxin-responsive protein SAUR50-like. Gene Ontology annotation, biological process: response to auxin. Lineage: Eukaryota; Viridiplantae; Streptophyta; Magnoliopsida; Lamiales; Lamiaceae. The record is from RefSeq and is a predicted model, not a curated record. Bases 97 to 411 code for a protein of 104 amino acids. The transcript has a single exon.
UACUCACCCCAUCUUCACCACCAACUUCAAUUCUCCUCCAUACUCACUCUCAACCCUCAUUUUAAUCAGUUCCUCCCCCCAAACAAACAACUAUUAAUGGCGAUGAAGAAAUCCAGCAAACUCACUCAAGCAGCAAGUCUCAAACAAAUCAUGAAACGAUGCUCGAGCUUGGGCAAGAAACACGGCUACGACGAAGACGGCCUCCCCGUCGACGUCCCGAAAGGGCACUUCGCCGUCUACGUGGGCGAGAACCGCAGCCGCUACAUCGUCCCAAUCUCCUUCCUCUCCCAUCCCCAAUUCCAGUGCCUGCUUAGGAGAGCAGAGGAGGAGUUCGGAUUCGACCACGAAAUGGGCCUCACUCUUCCCUGCGAAGAGGUUUUUUUCAGAUCGCUCACUUCCAUGAUCCGAUGAAUCAGAACCAUCCAAUUCCGCCUCUCAAAUUGCCUCCCAUUUUUGGAGAGAGAUUCCCAAGAGGAUAAAUUACUUCCUCUUUUUUUAACAUCUUUCUUCCUAUAUUUAUGUGGAGGGAUCUGUCAUUUUAGCCGGUAGUGCUUGCUUUUCUGUCUAACUGGAUUUGUAAAGGAGAUCGAUGUUUGUCAUUUUUCCUCACAGAGGCCCUGUGAGAGAAUUUUAAUGUUAAUUCAUCCACAACUAUUGCUGUU